AUGACGAUGUUGAGUUUUGUGAAAUGUACAUACGAAAAAUAUGAAGUGAAUGAUGUAGAAAUUCAAAUUUUGCAGUCGCCUUUGAAAUAUCUGAGGCUGCUGGUUUGUCCCCUUUUAACACAAAAACGACAACAGCAAAAUGACAAAUGUUCAAGUGUUGAUGAUGGAUACCAUAGACUUUCAGCGACAGUCAAUCCCACCGUGGCAGACGAAAAAAUGGAUUUUAGAGGAAAAAAUGGUGAUCAAACGGGGGCUAAGUUACAACUUGCUUCAUUUCUCUACACCUUCUCAAUCAGAAUUCUUGUGCGUUUCUUUGGCCGAACUAUUAUUCAUGGGGUGCUAAGUAACAAGUUACUGAUAUUGAUUAAGGUAAAUAGAAGAGCACUAGAAAAUAGUGAAGCUGAUUGCCUAAUUAUGCUGGUCAUGCAUUCAGGUAGAAGUGAAAUGAUGGUUUCCCUGCUGCCAUCCAUUGGUUAUAGCCUUAGAAAUGGGGCCAGCAGCAUGUUUAUUCUAGCAUCUAUACUGAGACAUGAAAUGUCUUCUUUAAUACAGGCAAAACAUGGAAUUGACUGUCUGGAGCUUCCUCUCAUUCAGCACAAGCAGUUGCCUGAUUAUGAUAGACUUCCUUCUGUAUUGAGUGACACUGCAUUUGACUGGAUUGUCAUAACUUCACCUGAAGCUGGUCUGGUUUUUCUUGAUGCUUGGAAAGCUGCUGGAUCUCCGAAAGUUAAGGUUGGAGUGGUGGGAGCUGGUACAGCAAGCGUAUUUACGGAGGUUUUGCGGUCCUCAAAGCAAUAUCUCGAUGUUGCCUUUGCACCAUCUAAAGCAACUGGUAAGGUUCUGGCUUCAGAGCUUCCAAAGCUAGAGAAUAGAAGGUGCAGUGUCUUAUAUCCUGCUUCAUCAAAAGCUAGUGGUGAGAUUGAGGAAGGCCUUGUUAAGCGUGGAUUUGAUGUUACUAGGCUUAAUACAUACACAACGUCACCAGUUGAUCUUGUGGACCAAGGGGUUCUUGAAAGGGCACUUUCUGCUCCGGUUGUUUCUGUAGCAUCACCUUCAGCAAUUCGUGCUUGGGUAAGUCUUAUCCCAAAAUCUCAAAAGUGGAGCAAUUCUGUUGCAUGUAUUGGUGAGACAACUGCCUUAGCAGCUAAAAACUUGGGCUUGCAGAAUGUGUAUUUCCCAACAAAUCCUGGCCUUGAAGGGUGGGUUAAUAGCAUUUUAGAAGCCUUGCAAGUUCAUGAGCGAUUCCAGAAGGUCUAGAGUUUGUAAGUCGAAGCCUUUCUAAUUUCGUCUGGUUAGAUGGGCGCAGAGAUUCCAAACAUCUAGAAACUCGAGUUAAAGACGGUAUAAACAGCAGG
Olea europaea var. sylvestris is the source of this 1355-nucleotide messenger RNA. RefSeq names its product uroporphyrinogen-III synthase, chloroplastic-like. Gene Ontology annotation, cellular component: chloroplast. The coding region runs from base 1 to 1257 and encodes 418 amino acids. NCBI's taxonomy places the organism in Eukaryota, Viridiplantae, Streptophyta, Magnoliopsida, Lamiales, Oleaceae. Gene Ontology annotation, molecular function: uroporphyrinogen-III synthase activity. The transcript has 15 exons. Gene Ontology annotation, biological process: uroporphyrinogen III biosynthetic process. The record is from RefSeq and is a predicted model, not a curated record.